Penicillium verhagenii is the source of this 4209-nucleotide messenger RNA. Its product is annotated as putative membrane-tethered transcription factor (SPT23). The record is from RefSeq and is a predicted model, not a curated record. The coding region runs from base 1 to 4209 and encodes 1402 amino acids. Lineage: Eukaryota; Fungi; Ascomycota; Eurotiomycetes; Eurotiales; Aspergillaceae. The transcript is spliced from 3 exons. Gene Ontology annotation, molecular function: protein binding.
AUGGACGACGAGAUGGAGUCUACCUUCCGCAACGCCAAUAUGGAUUUUCUCGACCCGACAAACCUCGAGAUGCCCUCAGGGUCUGCUGGAGGUGAUUUUGAUGAUCUCUUCGCCCAUGUCACCCACAGCCGUUCAAAUGCCGCACCGGAGUCGUCAAAGGCUUAUCAAGACCAACACCCCCUGAGACAACCACCAGUGAUGGCAGCAGAGUCGCCAGCAGAGUCGCCAGACAAUUCGAGCCGUAGCUCUUCAUCCGAGUCCCCACGAACCCAUAUCCGCCAUGCCUCAAUCGCCUCAACAAACUCCGCCGCUCAUAGCGAAAAUCCGUUGACCUCCGCCGGUUUCCCAACAGAGGACUGGAUGCGUCCUGAACUGUCGUCUGUGAAGGAAGAGUCGCCGUUCAACAUUGAACCGUCUUACCCCAUGGACGGCUUCUCUAUGGACCCCGAUUUGGAGUCAAGCAACAAGGCUAUGGAUGCGGCCUUUGAUUUCGAGAGCGCUGCCAGCAGUCCAAGCCCGCUGAAGAUUGAGAACCCGCCACAAGCCAACCCCCCGAGCGGAUCUAAGUCACAGUUCUGGAGUCCUUCCACAGCCCCCGCCCUACCCCCAUCAAACGAGGCCCCAGCCGCUAGGUCUUCGCAGGCCCCGGCUCCGGGAUCGCCGUACUACUCCUUUGGGCUUAAAGAGCAGUCCCCAUUUUCAGGCACAUUCCGCAAUGAUUCGGAGAGGCUGGCUGCUCCGCAAUGGGGCAACCAAUCCCCAUCCUCACUACUGGAAGAAAGCUUUGGUGGUAUUAACAUGAAUGGGCACUCUCCACUCAACCAGGCAAUGUCGCCCAGUAUGAACUUUGGCUCGCCCGCUUCAUACCCAUUCCCGGUAAACUUUGGCUCAUCGCCGGCUCUCCCGGUGGAUAACACUAACUCGGUACAACCCAUUCUCACGGUGCAUCCAACGUCCCUCAAAUCUCGCGUUGAAACCCAGAUUCCGAUCCGAUUAACGCUCUCCCCGCUGCCGGCCAGCGUGAAGAAACUGCGCCUUCCGUCUCACACCAUCUCUAAACUCAAAUUUCUCGCUUCUGCUGCUACCGAACCUUCCCCCGAUACUUUGCAACUAUAUACCAGUCUGGUCUGUACCAGUGCAAUGCAGGAUCAUGAAAAAUUAAAACGAGCUUUUGCGCGCACAAGGGGUGAAAGAUAUCAAAGCGGGAACGGCUCGAAAGAAGACCAGCCAUUGGAAGGUGGAGAUGUGGUAAUUUGCGGAGGAUGUAUACAGCGAGAACGAAAACGUGCCUCCCGGAAGAAGCAACGGAAACCGGAAGAGGAUGAACUUUUCCAAAAAGAUGAGGAAAAGAGGGUCAUUGUCUUCAACACAAGCGAGAUUAAGGAAUGGACUGAACCGACCAAAAAUACCUCAACUGGCUAUGACAUGCAACCGACUCCUCAAGGAUCGAUGCAGGUAGAGCUUCCGAUGCGAAUCGCUUGUUACUGUCGACACCAAAACGAGAAGCUUGGGUUCCAGGUUAUUUUCACUAUUAAGGAUCAUUUGAACAAUGUCAUUGCUCAGGCAAUCACCAAUUCAAUCAUGAUCACCGACGACCAUAAGACACAGGCUCCUUCGGCUCCAGUACCAACAGGUCCCUCGCCGUCAUUGCCAGAUGGAACUCAGCUGCCUGGAGUUGGUGUGUUCUCGUCAGGGUCGAACCCCGAUAAUGUCAAAGGUGCGAAUGGUGCGUUUGCCUCGCCUCAGUCGCCUACCGAUCUCCAGGGUCUUCAACAACGGUUCAACUCGCAGUACCAGCUUACACCCAGUUCGUUUGCCGCUGUUCAAGGCCCUUCAAAUGGCGCUCCUGCCACUUCACACAAUUCCCGAAGCUUGUCUCGGCAGGCAUCGCCAACCGAUUUUCCUGGCCCACAGACCAAACGUCGGAAGCACAGCAGUUCUGGAAGACUGCCGUCGGAGUUGACUAUGACGAGGAUGGAAACACCGCAAUCAUCAUCAUCUGCAAUGAGUGCUGCACAGCUUGCAGCGGCUCGUGGAUAUGCUUCCCCGACAGAACGGCCGUUUGUGACACCUUCAUCCAUGAACGGACCAUACGGAAACGGACCACCGACCCCCAAUCAAAGCAAUGACAAUAACCCCUUCUUUAAUCCCACACCUGCUCAGCGCCAAAGCCUAGAUAGCUUGGCUCACCAGCCUCUAGGAUCAGCACCCAACUCUGCUCAGCCUAGUCGUCCAGGGACACCUGGUGGCUCUGGGCGCAACGGCUUCCAGGAUUCAAACCUUGCGCUUGCACUUGGUGCCAAUCCCGCGAGCCAAAUAUGGCCUCCCCUUGCCGCGACACCCAGUCGUUUGCCCUCCGUAAUCCAUAAGCUGGUACCAGCAGAAGGGUCAAUUAUUGGAGGCACGGAAGUCACAUUGUUGGGUAGCGGUUUCUACCCUGGUAUGGAGGUUGUCUUUGGUGAUACCCUUGCCACUACCACAACAUUCUGGGGAGACAAAUGUCUAAACUGUUUGACCCCGCCCGCACUCCAGCCAGGCCUGGUGUCGGUUAUGUUCAAACACGAACACCCGACUUUUGGUCAAGUGCAGCAAUCUCAGCCUCUCAUGCCCAAGCAACAACUCUUCUUCCGAUACGUGGAUGAUCGUGAACUUCAGAUGUAUCGUCUGGCUCUCAACAUUCUUGGUCAGAAAUUGGGCAGCCAGGCAGACGCAUUCCAAACGGCCCAGCAAAUCAUGGGGAGCGAUCCGAACGCCUUCUUGAAUAUGCAGAAAGACAUGCAGGGUGGUUCCUCUGGAGGUCAUCAGCGCCAAGUACCAGGAAUGGAGGCCCAGGGUAAACUCAGCGAUCUUGAUUCUAAGAUGCUGACAUACCUUGAGUUCAUCGAUCUUGACGACAGCCCGAGGCCACCUCGCUUUAACUCUCGCAGCACAACUGGGCAGUCUCUCCUGCAUUUUGCCGCCUCGUUGGGCCUGACUAGGUUUGUUGCGGGGCUGUUGGCUCGUGGCGCGAACCCCGAUGUACAAGACAACACUGGCAAUACGCCAAUGCAUCUGGCCGCUCUUCACAGUCAUGCCCACAUUGUUCAUCGACUCCGUCUGGCUGGUGCCAACGCCAAUGCCCGGAGUGUGCGUGGUUUCACUCCUGCCGACCUGGCUACGUCCCUACCCACGCACCAGGCCGCUUUGCUGCCUUCUCGUAAUUACCGCUCUCGCAGCGUCGGAUCUCUCACUUCGCGCCGCAGGCAUAGCAGCUCUGCUUCGCUCAGCUCCCUCUGGGAGGCAUCGUCUGCCUCUGAGUCCCUUGGCCAUGCAGUUGAUGAUUCGGAAGAGCUGGACGACAGUGAAUACUAUGAUAGCGACGACUCCGACGACAUGCCUCUGCAAUUCAGCUCCUCUCGACGAUCGAGCAUGCACCAAGACAUCAUACCUCCAGUUGCUGAUGUCGGUGAGCAAGCUGUGGCUCACACAGAUGCCCCAGGCUUUACUCCGCCUGCAGCAGUCGUCGCUUGGCGUAAUCAGCUGGCUGCCCAGAUCAAUCACUUCCAACAGAGUAUGGCUAACGCUUUCCCCAAUAUUCCUGCUCUGCCUCCAAUGCCUGCUUUACCUCCAAUGCCCGCUUUACCAGACUAUCAGACCAAUCAGAUGAUGCGUCGCAUCACCAAUCUUGUGCCCCAUCGUCCAGUGGCCGACGGGUGGUGGGAUUACCUGAAGGGCAACACCGCCCCAACCCAUACACAGCCACCCUCGUACGAUGAGCUGUACCCGCACCAACAGGCUCGUGAGGAUGAUGCCGAUAUUAAGAAGUCAUCUCUUUUACAUGCGGCGACAGAAGCUGCAUUAGAUCAACAUUUCGAAGCUCAGAACACUGCUGCUGCUGCCUCAAGUUCUGCAGCUGCGGCUGCAGCCGCUGCCGCUGCUGCUGCUAUCCAAGAGCGCCCAAGAUCAGCGAAGGAUGAACUCAAGGAUAUCACCAUUGGGAAGAAUCUCAUCUCGCGGGAGCAGCAGAAGCACCUUCGGGAGCACCAAGCCCGUCGCAUGAAGGGUCUGGGUAGCGACCGAAACCUCUAUUUCAUUUGGAUUCCCCUUCUUCUCCUUGUUAUUUGUGCGUGGGUACGGAAUUAUGUGCCUGGAAUUUGGCAAGGCGUCAUGGACAGCUUUGAUUUUGUGAAGACUCGCUACGCACAGCAGGCUGUGGAAAUAGGUAUUUAG